This is a messenger RNA of Verticillium nonalfalfae, 2415 nucleotides long. RefSeq lists its product as uncharacterized. The transcript has a single exon. The record is from RefSeq and is a predicted model, not a curated record. Gene Ontology annotation, molecular function: DNA-directed DNA polymerase activity; DNA binding. NCBI's taxonomy places the organism in Eukaryota, Fungi, Ascomycota, Sordariomycetes, Glomerellales, Plectosphaerellaceae. Gene Ontology annotation, biological process: double-strand break repair via nonhomologous end joining. Gene Ontology annotation, cellular component: nucleus. The coding region runs from base 1 to 2415 and encodes 804 amino acids.
AUGUCCUCCCGGGAACCGUCACUCGCAGACAAAGAGGUCUUCUUCGCUGAGCUCUGGGCCCUAGGCGCUGACCUCAACAGCGAAGAAGAUGCCAUCGAUGAAGUUGAGGCCGAGCGAGGCCGGCGCUCAAGGUUGGCGCUCCAAGGCAGACCAUCGAGAAUCACCAAGUCAAACAAGCGCUCUAUGCCUCCUGCCUUCUCCGUCUCAAAGUCGCCAGUCUCUGCCUCGCACCCUCGAAGGACGGCCUCAUCCCCUCUCCCUGCAAAAGAACCGCCGGCCGCCAAGACCAUCGAGCGAACGCCUCUUGCCGCGAUGAGGAGGCCUGGGAAAGAAGCCGCAAAGGACUCGCCCUCGGUCGUCGAAGAGACGCCUAUCCCCGACUCGACACGUGCGCCGUGCCAACCCUUCCAUCUCCUGCGCACGACGUCCACGCCCAACCCGCCGAUGAGGCAGUUGCACCCGCCGCCGCACCGCGACGAGUCGCCGUCCCUCAACGCGACGGUGAAGAAGCGCAAGCGUGACGCCCCUGUCAAGCUCGUGCCCGCGCAGCAGCAGAUCUUCAGAGAGCAGCACUUCUUCUUUAUCCCCAACGACGACAUUGCCCCGGCGAGGCGCAUCCGCAUCCGCAAGGCGCAGGAGUAUGGCGCCUCGUGGACGCGCAGCCUCGACCGAGCCUCGCACGUCAUUGUCGACAAGGGCCUCUCGUGGAAGAACAUUGAGCCCAUCGUGACGUCUGCUGGUGGCGCCGGCACGGCCGUUGUCGUGAAUGAGACGUAUCCCCUCGACUGCAUCCAGUUUCGGAGCGUGUUGAACCCGAAGCAAAAACAGUACCUGGUCACGGGAUAUCCGAGCGAGCAGCUCGUCGAGGCACCAGGUGUGGCAGCCCCCUCUGAUGUGUCUGUGCCUGCGGGAUCGCCUGUGUCCCUGCAGUUGAAGCCGCCGCCGAACAACCCCAAACGCUUCGGUUACGUGCCGCCGCCCAGUACCUGCUCCCAGAGCGAGCAGUCGGUAGAGGAGGCACAGAACGAGCUGGCUGUGCCGGGGCCACCAGAAACACCCGCGGCCCACGAGGCAAAGAUGGAAGACGAGCUCGCAGAACUCAUCUCGCAGAUGCAGGAAUUUAGGGAUGUUCCCUCUGACUCUGAUGACGACAACGGCGACGGCGAUGCCCCCAUUGCAGGCUCCUCGGAGCCCCUUUCAGAUGCAGAACACUCCGACGGUGAACCGAGCGGCAAGAAGCAGAGGCCGGUGCGCGCCACCCGACGUAAACAGAUUGCCUGGGAGGAACGCUUUGCCUGCACCAGAGGCGGGCUCAAGGACGACGACGGCAAGAACCCCAACGCGCGCACCAUUGACAUGCUGCAGCACAUGGCCGACUAUUAUGGCCGCAUCAACGACACGUGGCGACCCAUUGCCUACCGCAAGGUCAUCUCGCUCCUCAAGCGGCAGACGCGCAAAAUAUCGACGGCUGCCGGGGCCAUCCGUCUGCCCGGCGUCGGUGCGCGGCUCGCCGACAAGAUUGAGGAGAUUGUCACGACCGACAGGCUGCGGCGCCUCGAGCACGCAGAGCGCGACCCGGCCGACGAGACGCUGCAGCGGUUCGUGCGCAUCUACGGCGUCGGCAACGCGCAGGCGAGCCGCUGGAUCGCCCAGGGGCACCGCACUCUCGACGACCUCCGAGCCAGGGCCGUGCUGUCGGCGAACCAGCGCAUCGGCAUCGACCACUACGACGACCUCAACACACGCAUCCCGCGCCGCGAGGUCGAGGCCCUCGCCGCCGUCGUCCGGUCGGCCGCUGCCGCCCUGGACCCCAGCGUCGAGCUCAUCAUCGGCGGCAGCUACCGCCGCGGCGCCGCGUCGAGCGGCGACAUUGACCUGAUCGUCACGCGCGAGGGCACGACCUCGACGCGCGAGCUGCUCCCGUUUCUGACGCGGCUGACGCGCACGCUCGAGGCGCGCGGGUUUCUCGUCGCGGCCCUGGCCACGUCGCGCGACGACGUCGCCGGCGGCGGCACAAAGUGGCACGGGUGCUGCGUGCUGCCCGAGCCGGAAGCCGCGCGUCUGCACUUGGGCGAGGGCGUGGGCUCCGAACGAGGCUCAGAUCCAGGCGCGCCCUCACCCGCGACGCCGUACCGUCCCGUGUGGCGCCGGAUCGACUUUCUCGUCGUGCCGGCGGCCGAGCUCGGGGCUGCGCUGCUGUACUUUACCGGCAACGACAUAUUCAACCGCAGCAUGCGGCUGCUGGCGGCGUGCAAGGGCAUGCGGCUCAACCAGCGCGGGCUCUACCGCGACGUCCUGCGGGGGCCGGACCGGGCCAAGGUGACCGACGGGGCGCUGCUCGAGGGGCGGGACGAGAGGCGCAUCUUCGCGCUGCUGAACGUGACGUGGCGCGAGCCGCACGAGCGGUGGUGCUGA